Messenger RNA from Podarcis raffonei (Aeolian wall lizard), 1510 nucleotides. RefSeq names its product cytosolic arginine sensor for mTORC1 subunit 1 (gene CASTOR1). The record is from RefSeq and is a predicted model, not a curated record. Gene Ontology annotation, cellular component: cytosol. NCBI's taxonomy places the organism in Eukaryota, Metazoa, Chordata, Lepidosauria, Squamata, Lacertidae. Gene Ontology annotation, biological process: negative regulation of TORC1 signaling; cellular response to L-arginine. The coding region runs from base 121 to 1113 and encodes 330 amino acids. The transcript is spliced from 9 exons. Gene Ontology annotation, molecular function: arginine binding.
GGCCGAGGAGGCGGCGCCGCGGCCCCGGCUUCGCCUAUAGCCGAGCGCCGGGGUUGCGAUCCGGCCUUGCUUGGUGCGCCGCUGCCGCUGCCGAGACACGCGCUUCGGGCCGCCGCCGCGAUGGACCUGCGGAUCCUGGAGCCCCGCGUGCGGGUGCUGAGCCUGGCUCGCAGCGGCCUCUGGCUCUACACGCACCCGCUGCUCAAGAUGCUGCUGCUGCCCCAGCGAAGCAGGUGCAAAUUCUUCAGCUUGACAGAGACUCCUGAAGACUAUACGAUCAUGCUGGAUGAAGAAGGCUUUAAAGAGCUGCCCCCGUCUGAGUUCCUGCAAGUCGUCGAUUCCACCUGGCUGGUGCUCAAUGUCUCAUCCAACGGCAGCGCUUCCGCUAACCUCCAGCCUAUUGGGGUCACCAAGAUCGCUAAGUCGGUCAUCGCACCACUGGCAGAGCACAACGUCUCGGUGCUAAUGCUCUCCACCUAUCAGACAGACUUCAUCCUGGUGCGGGAGAAGGACCUCCCUGUCGUGAUCCACACCCUGGAAGGCGAAUUUGAUAUUUACAAGGAGGUGAACGGGGAGCCGGUCCCCGCAAGCUGCGACGACACAACCAACGGGUUCCUCAAGCCAAAGCAAGACGUGAACCCCACUGUCCACCCUGUGCAGAGCCCCCAAAACAGGUUCUGUAUCCUGAGCAUCUCUCCAGACUCCUUGCCCGCCAUCGCCACAAUCCUCAUUGAUGUCCUGUUCUACUCACACAGCCCCUCAAAGGAAGCUGCUUCAGCCAGCCAGGACCUCGACUCCAUUACUUUCUUUGCCUUUUCGCUGAUUGAGGGGUACAUCUCCAUCGUCAUGGAUACCGAGACCAAGAAGAAGUUCCCCAGUGACCUCCUGCUGACCAGCUCCUCAGGGGAGCUCUGGAGGAUGGUGAGGAUUGGGGGCCAGCCCCUCGGCUUCGACGAAUGUGGGAUUGUGGCUCAGAUUGCCAAACCUCUCGCCGAUGCAGACAUCUCUGCGUAUUACAUUAGCACCUUCAACUUUGACCAUGCCCUGGUUCCAGAGGAUGGCAUUGAUAACGUCACCCAAGUGCUUCAGACACGGCAGGAGAGUGGGAGAUAGCCCCUUGGCUCAGUAUGCACGCCGAUUUCUGCUGCACCUGAUACCUGGUGUUCCCUGGAGCAAGGUGGAAGCCGCUUGCCCUGAGUGUGAGCCGAGCUGUCCUUUUUUCACAGUGUUUUCUUGGAAACGUGGAGCGACUGGUGCAUCUCCCUCCAGCUGGAGGAGAGCUGUGUUGUUCCUUUGCUCCCAGGAAGGGAGCCCCAACCUGUGCCUUAUCUAGACACUCUCCAGAACCCGGUGAAUCCGUUCCGAUUGCCUGCGUCAGACUUUACUAUUCUCCAAACCCCUCUCUAGCCUUCCGGCCCUAUCGUUCGGUCCUGGGCCUAGCUGUAUCUAGAGCCAAGGAGGAAGAUUCCUGCUCCUGAUGUGCUUCUGGAGAAUCUCUCUCUCUCUCUCU